GAGACGCUACAGGGGCGAAAACGUCUGCUUCUCUCGGGCGCGCACAAGCCUUUUCGCUGUUAAUAGCAGCCAGCGCACGCGCUCGGAGCUUCACAAUGGAGACUGAAAGCUGUUUGUCUUUCGGAUCUCCUCCGAACAGGACGACGCCGGAGCAAUCUCCAGGUCUGGAACAUAAUUCCGCCUCGUUCUUCCAGUGCGACGAGCUGCAGAAAUCUCCACUCGCUCACCCGGCGCAAAGGCACAGUGCGCGCGGGGACUUCUUUCAUGCGCGCUACGCUGCGAACGGCGCGCACGCAGACUUUACGCACAGCCUCGGUGGUUCUUCGCCCAGAAAACACAGCAAAUACUUGGAAACCACCGACACGGACCAAAAACCUGUAUCCAUAACGGAGAAGAGCUCAUUUUACAACAGCAGUUCCAGUGUGGCAGAGAAGUCAUUGCUUAAGCCUUUGACUUAUCCUGUUCUGGAUUCUGAAUGCUGUGGCAAAUUGAAAGAGCCUUCAGAUGGACUAACUGAAGGAGACCCUAUUGCAGACUCCAUUAACCUGUCAGGCAAGAACAAGAAACGCAGAAACCGGACCACAUUUAGCACCUUUCAGCUGGAAGAACUGGAAAAGGUCUUUCAGAAGACACACUACCCAGAUGUGUAUGCACGGGAGCAGUUGGCCCUGAGGACUGAGCUCACUGAAGCACGAGUGCAGGUGUGGUUUCAAAAUAGAAGGGCUAAAUGGAGAAAGCGGGAGCGUUAUGGCAAAAUGCAGGAAGUCCGAAAUCACUUUGCGGCUACAUAUGAUAUUUCCCUGCUACCCCGCUCAAAUACCUACCAGAUGCAAGGUAACCUGUGGCCUAGUGGAGGAGGUGCAGGAGGAGCCAGUGGGGGCUGCGUCCUGGGCACAGACAGUAUGCCUUCUUCCUGCAUGGCUCCUUACACUCAUCCCCAUGCACACCCCCAUGCUCAUGGGCUUAUGGGAAUGUCCACAUCCCCAACUCACCCUCCACAUCAUCCUCAUCCUCAUCAUCCAGGAAUCAAUGGCCUGUAUUCCCUCCACAGCUUUCAGGGAAGUCUGGGGGCUCAUUCAUUUGAGCCCAGCCCUGAGACUGACUACAAGCCCUCAGGGCUGGUGGCACUGCGCAUGAAAACUAAAGAUCCUGGCAGUCUCUUGUCUUGGCCAACGUGACUGGUAUUUAAUUAGGACUGAGCCAACAUAUAAUCAAGGGGUUCACAGAGAAACCCAAACAUUAGAUGUUUUGGACAGAGUUCAAUUCCCAUCAAGCAAGAAGAACAGUUUACAGUAGUUCUAAUCCUUUACUAGAUGUGCAGUUAAUAAAAUAGUAAUAACAACUAGAAAUCCCACCUGUAUAUUCUGUUUAUGUUUCCAUAUGGGAGCAUGUUAUUGGUUGUUGUCUAUCUUGUUACACUAUGCAAGCCAAAGGUUGCCUUAAUAUUGAAGUUAGGAAUAUAGGCAUACAUGAAAAAUGUAUUCAAAUAAAUUAGCAUAAGUGUCCAAAGACAAAUAAUUAUGUUUUUAUUUAAAAUAGUUAUUCGCAUAUUUCCAUUGUAUACUGAUUUUUGUAAAUGACAGUCAAAAACUGCUUAUGUUUCAGUUGUGCUGCAAUUAAAGUUAAUUUGUAAUUACAAAAA
Clarias gariepinus (North African catfish) is the source of this 1642-nucleotide messenger RNA. It is a transcript of the gene alx3, whose product is annotated as ALX homeobox 3. The record is from RefSeq and is a predicted model, not a curated record. NCBI's taxonomy places the organism in Eukaryota, Metazoa, Chordata, Actinopteri, Siluriformes, Clariidae. The coding region runs from base 96 to 1178 and encodes 360 amino acids. The transcript is spliced from 4 exons. Gene Ontology annotation, molecular function: DNA-binding transcription factor activity, RNA polymerase II-specific; RNA polymerase II transcription regulatory region sequence-specific DNA binding. Gene Ontology annotation, biological process: regulation of transcription by RNA polymerase II.